Tarenaya hassleriana is the source of this 3615-nucleotide messenger RNA. RefSeq lists its product as uncharacterized. NCBI's taxonomy places the organism in Eukaryota, Viridiplantae, Streptophyta, Magnoliopsida, Brassicales, Cleomaceae. The coding region runs from base 324 to 3446 and encodes 1040 amino acids. The transcript is spliced from 5 exons. The record is from RefSeq and is a predicted model, not a curated record.
AACUCGAACAUGUCGUCAUUAGAAGCAUUUACAGAGAGGAAGGAGGAGGAGUUGGGAUUUGGAUUCAGAAAAAAAAGUUUUUAACUAAAAAUAGGGUGUUUGCUAAAUAUAUUUAUGUGAAUCUUCCUGGUUUCUCUCACACCCUCUUUCUUCUUUUAGCUUUUUCCGACAAAACCAUCAUCCAACUCUGUCUCUCUCUCUCCUCUCUCUCUUCUUACAAACCCAGAAUGCCUUCUCUCUCUCCCUCUCCUCUCUCGUUGGACGUCUAAAAGAAUCGACCCCUCACCCCUCUCUCUCUUUCUCCCCGAGCCGUCCGUCCGUCCAUGGCCCAUCAUCCCCGUCGAGAGUCCUUCUCGGUUCCUCUCUCUAACUUGGGUUCCACGGUGGUGUGUCAGGACACCGAUCUCCUCUGGCCGUUCGGAAAGCUUGACGGGCUUGACCGCGAUGACAUCCGGGAGACCGCCUAUGAGAUCUUCUUCACGGCGUGUCGUUCCUCGCCCGGGUUCGGAGGCAAGACCGCUCUCACAUUCUAUUCCUCCCACAGCAGCAGCGACGGUGACAAUCAUGGCGACGGGGGAGGGGGAGGUGGGCCCAGGUCACCGGCCGGGUCAGGGUUCGGGUCUAUGGGGAGAAAAGAGGUGGUGACCACGCCGACGAGUCGUGUGAAACGCGCCUUAGGGUUGAAGAUGCUUAAAAGGUCGCCUUCCAGACGGAUGUCGACUAUGGGGGCGGUUGGUGGGGCCGGGUCAGCUCCGGUUUCUCCGGCAGGUGGUGGCGGUGGCAUGGGUCAUAUUAGCCCUGGAGCCGGGUUCUUGACCGUACCGCCUGUACGGCCGAGAAGACCGUUAACCUCGGCGGAGAUCAUGAGGCAACAGAUGAGAGUGACGGAGCAGAGUGACACUCGCCUUCGGAAAACCCUAAUGAGGACACUUGUUGGCCAAACGGGAAGGCGAGCAGAGACGAUAAUCCUUCCACUAGAGCUUCUCCGACACCUGAAAGCCUCCGAGUUCAACGACACGCACGAGUACCAGCUAUGGCAACGAAGACAGCUCAAAGUCCUCGAAGCCGGUCUUCUCCUUCACCCAUCGAUCCCUCUCGACAAAACCAACAACUUCGCCAUGCGAAUGCGCGAAAUUGUCAGGCAGAGCGAGUCGAAACCUAUCGAUGCCAGCAAAAACUCUGACACCAUGAGAACUUUGACCAACGUUGUUGUCUCCCUGUCAUGGCGCAGCACCAACGGUAACCCCACCGAUGUCUGUCACUGGGCCGACGGUUAUCCUCUGAACAUCCACCUCUACGUGGCGCUGUUACAAUCGAUCUUCGACGUCAGGGACGAGACUUUGGUGUUGGACGAAGUGGAUGAGCUCUUGGAGCUGAUGAAGAAGACAUGGUCAACACUUGGGAUAACUCGGGCAAUACACAACUUAUGUUUCACGUGGGUUUUGUUUCAUCAGUAUGUCGUGACUUUGCAAAUGGAGCCGGACUUGCUCGGUGCCUCACACGCCAUGUUGGCCGAGGUGGCUAAUGACGCCAAGAAGCUCGACCGCGAGGCUCUAUACGUGAAGCUACUGACCUCGACGUUGGCCUCCAUGCAAGGAUGGACCGAGAAAAGGUUGUUGAGUUACCAUGAUUAUCUCCAACGUGGGAAUAUGGGAUUGAUCGAGAAUCUUCUGCCAUUGGCUCUAUCGUCGUCGAAGAUACUGGGCGAGGAUGUUACGAUCUCUCAGGGGAAAGGGCAAGAGAAAGGAGAUGUGAAACUGGUGGAUUACUCGGGAGAUCGAGUCAGUUACUAUAUCAGAGCAUCGAUAAAAAAUGCGUUCUCGAAGGUGAUAGAGAGCACCAAAGGCAGGUUCGAGGCGACAACUGAGGAAGGAGAGAAAGCGGCGGCAGACAUGCUGCUGCAACUGGCCAAGGAGACAGAGGAACUGGCGCUGCGAGAACGCGAGUGUUUCAGCCCUAUACUCAAACGCUGGCACUCGGUUGCGGCCGGGGUCGCGUCCGUGAGCCUUCACCAGUGCUAUGGCUCGGUCUUGAUGCAAUACUUGGCCGGAAGGUCGGUGAUCACCAAAGAAAUUGUCGAGGUUCUGCAUACGGCCGGGAAGCUUGAGAAGGUUCUGGUUCAGAUGGUGGCCGAAGAUUCCGAGGAAUGUGACGAUGGAGGAAAAGGGCUUGUACGAGAGAUGGUUCCUUACGAGGUUGACUCAAUUAUCUUGCGACUUUUGAGGCAGUGGAUCGAAGAGAAGCUGAAGAGAGUUCAAGAGUGCUUAUACAGGGCAAAGGAAACCGAAACAUGGAACCCGAAAUCGAAAUCAGAGCCCUAUGCACAAUCCGCUGGGGAAUUGAUGAAGCUAGCGAAGGAUACUGUCGAUGAAUUCUUCGAGGUACCGAUUGGAAUCACAGAAGAUCUCGUCCAUGAUCUUGCCGAAGGACUGGAACAACUCUUUCAAGAGUACACUACCUUCGUUGCAUCUUGUGGAUCAAAACAGAGUUACAUUCCCACUCUUCCACCACUCACAAGAUGCAACAGAGACUCGACGUUUGCAAAGCUUUGGAAGAUAGCCACGCCAUGCACGGCGACCGGAGAAGAGCUCCACCACAAUAUCCCGGCCGCGUCGGAAGGUCACCACCCUCGGCCGUCCACGAGCCGUGGGACCCAACGGCUCUACAUCCGUCUCAACACGUUGCAGUUCCUCAGCUCAUACCUUCACUCCCUCAACAAGACACUCACUCUCAACCCGAGGGUCCUCCCCGCAACACGAAAACGUUAUCGCCAUAGAGGCAACUCGUCCUCUUACUUCGAUUUCACCUACGCUGCCAUCGAAUCCGCUUGCCUACACGUCUCUGAAGUCGCGGCCUAUAGAUUGAUCUUCUUGGACUCGAACUCCGUUUUCUACGAGACCCUCUACGUCGGCGAUGUCCCCAACUCGAGGAUCAGACCCGCGUUGAGGAUCUUGAAACAGAAUAUAACGUUAAUGUCGGCGAUUUUAGCGGAUCGAGCUCAAGCCAUGGCGAUGAGGGAGGUGAUGAAAGCGUCAUUCGAGGCGUUCUUGAUGGUUUUACUCGCGGGAGGACAUUCCCGGGUGUUUUACAGGGCGGAUCACGGUCUGAUCGAGGAAGAUUUCAACAACUUGAAGAAGGUUUUUUGCACCUGCGGAGAAGGAUUGAUUCCGGAGGAAAUAGUGGACAGAGAGGCCGAGACGGUGGAAGGAGUGAUCCAGCUGAUGAGUCAGCCGACAGAGCAGUUGAUGGAAGAUUUCAGCAUCGUGACGUGCGAGACGAGUGGCAUUGGAAUGGUCGGAGCCGGACAUAAGCUUCCGAUGCCGCCGACGACAGGGCGGUGGAACCGGUCGGAUCCGAACACGAUCUUGCGAGUUCUCUGUCACAGGAACGAUCGGGUGGCUAAUCAUUUUCUGAAGAAGGCGUUCCAGUUGGCCAAGAGGAGAUGAAUUUGUGCCAUGGGAGGAAAAGGGGAGGGGUGAAAAUGGUAAUUAAUUGCUUUGUAAGGGGCAGAAGUGUAAGUCUGCAAAGUUUGUAAAUGUUUCUAAUCGUAUGGAAGUUGGUUCGAGUGUGUGGUGUCGUUCCUAAGAAGAAUUUGUUGAUUCUUUUUUUUUAUUA